UCAUACAGAAACGAUCUUAGUCAACAAUGACACGAGGGGACGUCGCUUUGACGGGUUCAGCCGAUAAUUGUCGAAGUUACCCGGAGCCUCACACGCACAGGCUUCUCCUUCUCCCGGUGCUGUUUCUCUAACGUCCCUUUGUUCGCCACCGGCGCAGCAACGACACGGUUUUCCUCUGACCUGAAGUUGACGCACUCGUCCGCUGCCUCAUGGUGUGAGGGUGUCAUGUCGGCAGAUAGACACUUGGAGUCGGGCAGCGACGGCAGGAGAGCGGCGUAGCAUCCCACAUCUCCAAGCGGCGGAGGGUUAGCUGCGCUCCGGAUUGACUGGCUGACAGCAGACCGGUGUUUUUUCUCAGCAACAGCUGUUGUGCCAGUGUUAGUCGAACUACGACACGUCUCCUAGUAAAUGUGUCUUGGUUUCACGGACGGAACCUCCUGGCGUCGAGGCGCGGAGGAGGAAAAACGGUAACUGCGGGUUGCGAAAGACUCCGCUGUGCCUCCCUCCUCAGCCCGCAAUGUGUGGAUGUGUGCAGGAGACAACAACGGUCGGCAGCAUCUCCCCUCGCAUUUAACGACGUUUUAGAGAGCUCUCCCACGCUUGCCCUUCUACGUGGGAAAAUACCACCACAACAACUCUGACCUCUGCCUGUAACCCACCAGAUGAUGACAUCUCCGGACUCUCCCCCCCUUGUCUCCCCUUCGCCAUGUCCCGCUCCCCCUCCGUCUGUUCCCUCCUCCCCUGUGCCCUCCUCCCCAGCCCCGUCCUCUUCCUCCCUUCCUGCGCCACCUUCAUUGCCUCCCACAGGUGAGGUGAUGGUGUUGGCUCUGGGCAGAAAGAAGCAGAGGGUGCUGAUUGCUCUCUCCAUCCUCCCCAACCUCUUUCUGGCCUUUCUGCUUGCGUCCGACUCUCUCAUCACCCUCGCCCCACCCCAUCACUGCCACCUACCAGGGCCGCCACUAUCACUGGAGGUCCUGAACGCCUCCUUGCCCUGGGAGAAGGUUGCGGGGCCAGGGGACAGCAAGGGCCCAUCCCAGUGUAAGCAGUAUGUCAACGGCAGCCAGUCAGCAGUGGUUGACUGUGAGGCAGGCUGGGACUACAACGUCACUGAGGGGCUGAGGAACAACAUAGUCACAGAGUGGGAUCUGGUGUGUGGCCAGUACUGGCUGGUGCCAGUGGAGGAGGUGUGCUUCAUCCUGGGUGUCCUUACUGGCUGUCUGGGUCUGGGCUAUGCUGCUGACAGACUGGGCAGGUCCAAGACUCUGCUGACCUCCUUGACUCUGUCUGUGGUGUUUGGGGUGCUGGUGUGCGUCUCGCCGAAUCCCCCCAUCUUCAUCGUCAUGCGUUUCUGUCUGGCAGCUGCAAGUGCAGGAGUCUACCUCAUUCUGUACAUCACCCGUCUGGAGCUGUGUGAACCCUCACUGAGGCUGGUGGUGACCAUGCUGGCCGGGCUGAUGACUGUGGCCGGAGAGCUGCUGCUGCUCGCUGUGGCUCUGGGCUGUCAGUCCUGGAGGGGCCUGCUGGGAGCUGGGGCCGCACCGCUCACACUGUUUCUCAGCUAUGGCAUUCCUGGGGUUUUUCCAGAGUCUCCUCGCUGGCUCCUUCUGUCAGAACGAUCUGCAGACAUGAACUCUUUCAGUGAGAGAAGAAAUUCAAGCAGAGACUUGAGGGACGACGAGAGCUUCACAGAGCUGGACUCAGAGACGACCACCUCCUCCCGCCCCCACCUGUCCUUCCCCGAGCUCUUCCACAGCAGGAACAUCUGGAAGAACUUGUGUGUGCUUGGCUUCACCUCGUUCAUCUCUCAUGGCAUUAGUCACUGCUACAGCUCGUUCCGAGGUGACGUCAGAGGCACCGCCCCCAGUUUCUACUGGAUGUACCUGUUGUCGGUGUGUGCAGGUGGUGGCGCCUGGUUCCUGCUCUGGGCGACCGUGGACAGGUGCGGUCGCCGUGGCAUCCUGCUCCUCUCCAUGACGAUGACAGGGUUGGCCUCUUUGAUCCUUCUCGGACUCAUGGAGUACCUCAGUGAGACGGCCAUCACGGUUUUCUCAGUGCUGGGCCUGUUCUCCUCUCAGGCCACUGCCUCCCUCUGCAUCCUCUUCACUGCAGAGAUCAUGCCCACCAUCAUCAGGGGCAGCGGCGUUGGCGCUGUCCUCGCUCUGGGCUGUGUCGGCCGCCUCAGCUCCCCGCUCAUGGACCUGAGGAACCACUAUGGCUACUUCCUGCACCACGUGGUCUACUCGUCUCUGGCCCUGUUGGCCGUGCUGUCCAUCCUGCUGCUGCCCGAGAGCAAGAGGAAACCGCUGCCGCAGACGCUGGCCGAUGGGGAACAGUACAGACGCCCCCCGCUGGGCAGGAGGAGGAGGGACAAUGUGCCGCUCCUCGCGACACCCAACCCAGAGACUUAAAAGACAAAGAGACAGAGGGGAAGGACUGUGCUGACUGACAUCAGUCAGUGUGGCGUGCAGCCGGAACAUUUACAUCUGUCAGGUUCCCGCAGAGGAGCAGUGCAGAAAGAUGGACGGAGAAAGAGGUUGAGAUUUCCUGACAUAUACUGUAGACCUCUAGUCAUUUCAAACACAGGCUGAUGAUCGAACAGCCAGCGUUUUUCAUCUUUCUGUUCAGAUGUGGUGUACACACACACUCACUAAGUAUCUUUAGUACGAUCUCCUCGCGACAGGCGGUGGCUGCUCCUCCACACAGCCUGUGACAGAGAGGUUAGCUGCUUUCGACUCACGGCCCAGAUGCGACAAAGUUGAGAGAGUAGUCGCAAAUUCUUGCAUCUAAAAACUGCAUAGACUCUUUUUUUUAGUCAUGUUUGUUGUGUACGACGACACUAAAUGUGAAAACUCACAUGAAGGUUUCCAUUCCGAACAGAGAAGGACUCAGUACAUACAGUAUGCUGUCACUCCUGACAGGAUUGUGGGUGACACUUGCCUUGUAAAUACUCUAGACUUAGUUUCUUAAACUUGUGUGGCUGUUUGAGUUGUGGAGGCUGUAUGCACACUUGCACAGUUUGCGAUAAAGCGGAGAGGAUUUUCACUGAUAUUUUUUUUGGAAGAGAUGAAGGUUAAUUUGACCAGUCUUCAAAUUUAAGGAACAGUUUUUAAACUUAAAUCCACAUUUCUUUUGGAUCAGAGACAAAAAAGGGAGAACAAAAGCGUCCUUAAAUGAAAAUCUUUAUCUUCACUCUGCAGUUACUGAAUCUGGCCUGGAGCCAGCUAUAUUUAAAACCUAAGUUAAUAAGCAUAAUCAAUAAAUUAUAAAGAGUUUUUAAAAUGUUGGUAAUAAGCUAUAUAUUGCUAAAUUGGCAUGGAAUAAAGCUUACGUUUUCCUGACGUCUCUGAUCUCCUAACAUUGCUAUCUGCAUGUUUAGAGGAACUUGAAGGGCUUUUUUUUCCUCCUCUUGUUUGGCUCAGUAAUUCUCUACAUGGCCACUUAGCUGCAAAAGAAUAAGACGGGUACAAAUGAACGUUAGAAGUUAAACACUGACUUUUGAGUAAGCAGACGCUAGUCCCCUGUUGUUUGAGCUGAAUGUGUAUCAAUGCUGGAAAAAAGGGCCCAAUGAUGAUGACGCUACAUGAAGUGAGACUUGGAGCUGAAGAGGGCCCGGAGCUUCCAAAUGAACCCCCCUACUCCGCCUCAGCCGCACACCAAAGAUGACUGUUACCUUCUUUGUUUUGAGUCUGUUGGCUAAUGCCUGUUCUGAUCUGGUUAAUUCUUGUUUUGCGAGUGUGUGGCAGUAAGAGGACAUGAGAGGGGGGUUUGAUUUGAGGAGUCACUGAAGGACACCGAAACCUCUGUUAACCUUUCAGUAGUUCUUGAUUUUAUCUGUAUGUUGCACUCGACACCAAACACUUAUACUAUGACUAUUAACCUGGCUCGAGUAAUAUUAUAUCUGACAACACUGGUGGUCUGUGAUGCUGUUAACUCUGUAGCCUGAUUUCAUGUCAAAUUAAAACUUGUUACAUAAACAAA
Molecule: messenger RNA, 3978 nt
Organism: Solea senegalensis (Senegalese sole)
Lineage: Eukaryota; Metazoa; Chordata; Actinopteri; Pleuronectiformes; Soleidae
Gene: slc22a17
Product: solute carrier family 22 member 17
Exons: 10
Coding region: 663-2408 (581 amino acids)
Biological process (GO): transmembrane transport
Cellular component (GO): membrane
Molecular function (GO): transmembrane transporter activity
Source: RefSeq, a predicted model, not a curated record